UCCGCGGCGCGUCCGCCCAGGCCCCGCCCCCCCGCCGGCUGCCGGGACCGUGGGGCCGGAGUCCGCUUGGCCUGGGCUGGAGCGACAGGUUAAUCUCAUCUGGGCGAGCUGGAACCAUGGCUGGCUUGGUGGACUUCCAGGACGAGGAGCAGGUGAAAUCGUUUCUGGAGAACAUGGAGGUGGAAUGCAACUACUCGUGCUACCGCGAGAAGGACCCGGAUGGCUGUUAUCGGCUGGUGGACUACUUGGAAGGAAUCCAGAAGAAUUUUGAUGAGGCUGCCAAGGUGUUGAAGUUCAACUGUGAAGAGAACAAGCACAGCGAUAGCUGCUACAAGCUGGGGGCCUAUUAUGUGACCGGAAAAGGCGGACUGACCCAGGACCUGAAAGCUGCCUUCAGCUGCUUUCUGAUGGCGUGUGAGAAGCCUGGCAAGAAGUCUGUGGAGGCAUGUCACAAUGUUGGUCUCCUGGCACACGAUGGACAGGUCAAUGACGACGGCCAGCCCGAUCUGGGGACGGCCAGAGACUAUUACACAAGGGCCUGUGAAGGCAGCUAUGCCCCGAGCUGCUUCAACCUCAGCGCCAUGUUUCUGCAGGGCGCUCCCGGCCUCCCCAAGGACAUGGGCCUCGCGUACAAAUACACCAUGAAAGCCUGUGACCUGGGCCACGUCUGGGCCUGUGCCAACGCCAGCCGCAUGUACAAGCUGGGGGAUGGCGUCGCUAAGGAUGAAGCCAAGGCUGAGGCACUGAAACAACGGGCCAUGAAACUGCAUAAAGAACAGCAGAAAAACGUCCAACCUCUAACGUUCGGGUAGCGUGGCCCCCCUCCUCUUCCCGAUGCAGCCCUCGGAGAUCCACCUGGAAGACUUGGGACUUGUUAUCAGUAGCCCCGGUUACAUACACCCAUUGCCCCGGAGUGUCACCUACUGGGAUGUAGUCUGAAAUAUUUAUUUCUUUAACUGGUGUGAUCUGUAAAAGAGACCCACAUGUAACUGGGUUUUAGAUCUCAAAACUCUUACAGCUCUGAAAAACGGCAAACUAGAGAGCCACGGAGGUUUUUGGGGGGCUGGAGAGACAAGGAGCAGGAGGUUGGAAAAAUUAGCAGCCGCAGGGCCAGAAGGAAUGAGACGUCAUCAUCAUCAUUAUUAUUUUAGUUGGGAGGCUUGAACAUCAGGAAGUAUCUUGAUUUACAUAAUAGAGGGCUUAAGGAGCUAAGAACAGUCACGCCUGCCACCCUCUGGCUUAUGUAAUCCUUGGUGUGGGCUUUAGUUCUGCCGUUAGAGUCACAUUUUUUCAGUUCAUGGAGAUCUGGAAGGUUAAAGGUCGUUAUGUUUCAGGGUUGCUAAAGAGGAUGUCACAAGCCCUCCGUCAGCGGAGACCAUCACAGUUAGUGGCCUAGCAUCCCCCGUCCCCUGCCCGGUGCUGCUGGUCACCCUGAGGGAGCAGGUCGUUCCCCAGGCCGCUUCAGGUAGGGAUUUGUAAGCAAGGCUUUUGUACACACUCUGUCCCUCAGAACAGAACCUUUUUAACUGUUCCUGUGAAUAAACUAUUUCGAUUAAUA
Messenger RNA from Pipistrellus kuhlii (Kuhl's pipistrelle), 1558 nucleotides. Its product is annotated as cytochrome c oxidase assembly factor 7. The record is from RefSeq and is a predicted model, not a curated record. NCBI's taxonomy places the organism in Eukaryota, Metazoa, Chordata, Mammalia, Chiroptera, Vespertilionidae. Gene Ontology annotation, cellular component: mitochondrial intermembrane space. The transcript is spliced from 3 exons. Gene Ontology annotation, molecular function: protein binding. The coding region runs from base 117 to 812 and encodes 231 amino acids.